AUGCCUGAUCUUGAGAAGAGUUUGACUGUCGAAUCCAUCGAAGGCCAUUAUUCUCCAACGGAGAAAUCGCCACGUUCUGUUGAGGAUGUCGACAGAGAUGGAUAUGAGUUUGCAGAGGGUGGGUUCCAAGGCUGGCUCACCGUGUUCGGCGCGUUCCUGGCACUGUUCUGUGGGUUCGGGCAGCUGAGCUCGUUUGGGACGUUCCAAUCGUGGUACGCAGAGCAUCAGCUCAGGGGGUUACCCGCGUCGACAAUUUCUUGGAUUGGGACGUUGCAGCUCUUUUUGUUCUUCCUCUCGGGUGGCUUUCUUGGCAGACUUUUUGACGCUUACGGACCACGAAUCAUUAUGAUGGCCGGAACAGUGGCACUUGUGAUCAGCGUGAUGCUCACGAGCAUCUGUACUCGAUAUUAUGAGUAUGUUCUCGCGCAGGGCGUCUUGUUUGGACUCGGCGUUGGCAUGUUAUUUUAUCCAUCACUAUCAGCCGUCUCUACGCACUUCACAAAGCAUCGUGCCACUGCCAUUGGGAUUGCCACGACUGGCUCUGGCGUCGGCGGUGUCGUAUACCCUAUAAUGCUUCAUCAAUUAUUCUUAAGAAUCGGUUUCGCAUGGGCAGUGCGCAUCUCUGGCUUCGUCUCCCUUGCCCUCUGUCUCGCUUCAGUUCUAUUUGUCACGAGUCGCCUACCAGCGGGUGGUGACUCUGGACCGUGGUUCGACACCGCGGUCUUCAGAGACUUGCCUUACAUACUGGUCCUCGUAUCUAGCGUUUUGAUAUCUUUUGGCUUGUUCAUACCCAAUUUCUACAUCGUCAACUACGCCAUCGAGCACUCCGUCGCGCCCGGCACCGCUUUUUAUGUCCUCUCUGUCAUGAACGCUGGCUCGAUCCUCGGACGCACCGUUCCGUCCUACCUGUCCGAUGUAUUUGGGCGGUACAAUCUUAUUAUACCGUGCACGUUCUUUUCAGGGCUCCUCCCACUCGUCUUCUGGGUCUUUGCGACGAAUUUAACGACGAUCAUGACCUUUGCUGCAUUCUACGGCUUCUUCUCCGGAGCGUUCAAUUCGGUCAUCAUCCCAUGCAUUGCACAAAUCUCGAGGAUGGGCCAGCACGGCCGGCGGGUGGGCAUGCUGUACAGCGUCAUCUCUGUCCCUGCGCUAUGCGGAGGUCCUGCGGCGGGUGCGCUGCUGAAGCUACAACAUGGCUCCUACACAGGAAUGAUCAUCCUCAGUGGGACGACUAUUGUUGGCUCGCGUUUGACACUGUCGUGGUGA
Molecule: messenger RNA, 1266 nt
Organism: Sparassis crispa
Lineage: Eukaryota; Fungi; Basidiomycota; Agaricomycetes; Polyporales; Sparassidaceae
Product: Aspyridones efflux protein
Exons: 6
Coding region: 1-1266 (421 amino acids)
Biological process (GO): transmembrane transport
Cellular component (GO): fungal-type vacuole membrane
Molecular function (GO): transmembrane transporter activity
Source: RefSeq, a predicted model, not a curated record